AUGCAAAAACCAUCAAAGUUCAGACCUGUUCAAGAGGUAUCGUCACAACAGCCGAAUUAUAUACAAGCGGAUGGCGUUUCAAACCUAAAAUGGCAAUCAAGCGAAAUGUUUACACAGCAAAAACUAUCCGAAGUUUCAAAGCAGAAGCCUCAGAAGGUUAUCAGCAGGGGCAUUGGUAUUUUUGUGAAAAACAAGCAUAGUGUGGUCGAAACGCAGACUUUGUAUUUUACAGAUUUAAAUAGCGGCAAAUGCGGAUUUAUUCAGUUGCUCUACUCCUCUGUCAUGAAGGGAUUAUAUCAGACGUUCCAAUUGAAUUUCAAAAUAUGUUGCAGUGACGAUGAUAAAAAGGAGCUUGAUACUUGGGAAAGCUUUAAACUUGACGGAAUUGAGUUAUUCACUGAUUUGAAAUUACAAUCCAAAAACGUCACUUUUGAGUUCAAAGAAUCUACAAGUGCUGGUACAACCUUAUCAAUUGUAAGUACGCUUUCCACGGCAGGAGAAUCCCGUUUACUGCAUAUCAAUUUGCAUGUCAAGCUUGGGAUGAGUAUCCAAAUUGGGCCAGAUGGAUGUAGUUACUUUUCUAAUAAGCCUUCGAAAACUCCCCAAGAGUCAAAAAAACGCCUACGGCAUGUGUUUGUACCGCAAGCUAUUUGCGACGGUACUCUCAAAUAUAUCAAGAACGGCCAAUUGACGGAAAUACAUCUACAAGGUGUUCCCUCGAUACUGAUUGGUGCUCUUCACACCCUCAAUCCAAUCAAAGCAGCGUGUAGAUGGAACUUUGCAGUGAUUCAAACUCAGAACAACUGCGGUAUCUGCAUGGAAUACACGACGCCUCCAGAUUUUGGCAGCGUCACUGUGACCAUAAGCAUAUUUGGCAGUCGGAACGAAUCACCAACCGUAUACGCAAGUUCUGUGCCUACAAAUAAACAUGUCACGUUUCUUGCAACUGCUAACGAUGCUAAGAACAAGUGGGAUUAUCCAACCGCUAUCCGAAUGCCACUUGGCCAUACUAAUUUUCUUGUUGAAGAUCGUUUACGUAUGGUGAACAAAUACGAUAUUUUGAGCGAAUUGCCCCGUAUCGUGAAAUCCACGGUUGAAAAUAUUGCAGGUCUGAAGCCCUGUAUUUAUCAAUAUUGUCAACGAACCAGGUUAGCUGAUGAAGACGGCAUAGCUAUUAUUGAAUCCACAUUUAUCACUUGA
Lachancea fermentati is the source of this 1200-nucleotide messenger RNA. Lineage: Eukaryota; Fungi; Ascomycota; Saccharomycetes; Saccharomycetales; Saccharomycetaceae. The record is from the annotation of a GenBank genome assembly.